Struthio camelus australis is the source of this 782-nucleotide messenger RNA. The record is from RefSeq and is a predicted model, not a curated record. Lineage: Eukaryota; Metazoa; Chordata; Aves; Struthioniformes; Struthionidae.
UCCGGCCGGCAGCCAUGGGCAGCAUCUACAAGGAGUACUUCAACGCGGAGAAGAUCCGGGAGCAUUACAACUACACCAAGGAGGGCUCGGAGAGCGCGCCGAGCGCGUCCCGCUGGGCCCUCUCCAUGCUCAUCGUGGUGGUCUGCUGCCUCAUCGUGCUGGAGAACCUGCUGGUGCUCGUCUCCGUGUGCCGCAACAAGAAGUUCCACUCGGCCAUGUACAUCUUCAUCGGCAACCUGGCCGCCUCCGACCUGCUGGCCGGGCUGGCCUUCAUGGCCAACAUCCUGCUCUCCGGGGCCACCACCUUCAACCUGACGCCGGUGCAGUGGUUCGUGCGCGAGGGCACGGCCUUCGCCACGCUGGCGGCCUCGGUCUUCAGCCUGGUGAGCGACCUGCGCGACUGCUCCACCGUCCUCCCCCUCUACUCCAAGCGCUACGUGCUCUUCGUCAUCACCAUCUUCACCCUCAUCCUCCUCGCCAUCGUGGGGCUCUACAGCCACAUCUACUGCAUCGUGCGCUCCAGCCACGCCGAGAUCGCCACCGCCCAGACCCUGGCGCUGCUCAAGACGGUCACCAUCGUCCUGGGGGCCUUCAUCAUCUGCUGGCUGCCGGCCUUCAUCAUCCUCCUCAUGGACGCCUCCUGCCCCGUCCGGGCUUGCCGCAUCCUCUACAAGGCGAACUAUUUCUUCGCCUUCGCCACGCUCAACUCGGCCGCCAACCCCGUCAUCUACACGCUGCGCAGCAAGGACAUGCGGCGCGAGUUCCUGCGGGUGCUGGCGUGA